Molecule: messenger RNA, 3161 nt
Organism: Culicoides brevitarsis
Lineage: Eukaryota; Metazoa; Arthropoda; Insecta; Diptera; Ceratopogonidae
Product: serine/threonine-protein kinase PAK 2-like
Exons: 5
Coding region: 172-1824 (550 amino acids)
Biological process (GO): protein phosphorylation; regulation of MAPK cascade; intracellular signal transduction
Cellular component (GO): cytoplasm
Molecular function (GO): ATP binding; protein serine/threonine kinase activity
Source: RefSeq, a predicted model, not a curated record
UUACUUUUAAACUAAGAUAUUUUUGUGAAAAAAUAUAAGCAAUAUAAUAAUAUAAAAAAAAAUAAUAUGCUGUAAAACUUCAAAAAAAAAAUUCUUCAAUGACAUUCAAUGAAAUUCAUUGAAAUUAUUCAUUUAUAAUGAAUCAUCGAUAAGGAACAAACAUCAAAAUUUAUGUUGGUUAUUCAAUUUACAAAAUGCACUAGAAAAAAAUCCAGCAACGAUAAGCAUUCAAGAAUAAGACAUAUAAGACACCUAAAAAUGUCUUUCUUAAAACAUUUGUUUAGCACCAAAGAAAGCAAUAUAUCCGAGAUUUCUUAUCCAACCAAUGUCGUUCAUGGAAUCCAUGUAGAAAGGAAUAAAUUGACAGGAGAUUUAGAGGGACUGCCAAACCAAUGGAAAAAAAUCCUUGAUACGCAAUUUACACAGGAUGAGCAAAGUCAAAACCCAGAUGCUGUUUACCAGGCAAUGAAAUUAUUUCAGUACAGUUGCAAGCCAAAGAAAGACAAUGAAACGUAUAUAAAGCCAAUUAUCACGGAAGAAGUUAUUUCAGAAGAGUCAAAAGAAAUCGAUGACUACAUCAAAAUAAAUUUGGCUAAUAACACAACGUUAACAACCUCUUCAAGCAACGCUUCUAGCAACAAGUCGUCUUAUAGUGAAGACAGUAAUAGCAAUACAACAUUAAAAAGCAUUGUGUUUGCCACACCAAAAUAUGAAAAGAUUGAUACGAAUAAAGUAUAUCCACCGCCAAUACCUGCAAAAAGUUCUCAGGUAAAACCUGCUAUUAAACCAAAACCGAAAGUAACAAGUCACAAAAAAACUGUUUAUACAAAAAAGGUGAAUGAAAUAGAAACGAUCACCGACGUAAUUCAAGAUUGCAAUAAUGAAGAAAGUUUUCUUCGACAAAAAGAUACUAAGGACCGUUCUGUCAAAACAGACGAGCAAAUUUAUGCUGAAUUUCGUAAAAUUUGUAAUUUAAAUGAUCCAAAUUUAAGAUAUGAAAAGAAGAAAGAAGUAGGAAAGGGAGCGUCAGGUGUCGUUUUUAUUGCUUUAGAUCAAGAAACGGGAGCUGAAGUAGCUAUAAAAGUAAUUGAUUUGAAUAAUCAGUCGUCUAAGGAGUUGAUUCUUAAUGAAAUACGAGUCCUCAAUGAUUUCAAUCACAAAAAUUUAGUCAAUUUUCUUCAAGCUUAUUUGAUUGAGGAGAAAAACCAUUUGUGGGUUAUACUUGAAUACAUGGAUGGUGGUCCGUUAACGGAUGUAGUAACUGAGACUAUUAUGAAAGAAAGACAAAUAGCGUAUGUUUGUAGGGAAGUGCUAAAUGUCAUAAGUUUUUUGCAUAGUAAAGGCAUUAUUCAUCGUGAUGUUAAAUCUGAUAAUAUCCUGUUAGGUAUGGACGGUUCCGUGAAAGUAACGGAUUUCGGGUUUUGUGCAAAUAUUACUGGAGACGAAAAACGCCAAACUAUGGUCGGUACUCCAUAUUGGAUGGCUCCUGAAGUUGUAACGCGUAAACACUAUGGAAAAAAGGUUGACAUCUGGUCGCUUGGAAUAAUGGCUAUUGAAAUGAUUGAAGGCCAACCACCAUAUUUGAAUCAAACGCCGCUACGAGCUUUGUAUUUAAUAGCAGCAAAUGGACGCCCUGAAAUAAAUAAUGACAAACUUUCUGAAAAGUUGCGUGAUUUCUUAGAUCGCUGUUUAGAAGUAGAAGUUGACAAGAGAGCAACAGCUGAUGAGUUGUUACAACAUGAGUUUCUUCAAGAUUGUGCCGAUAAACGAACUUUGAUUCCGCUCAUUAAGGCAGCUCGUCAAAUUCUUAAAAGAGAUUCAUGAAAUACAUAAAUGAUGAAAUUUUUGUAACGGAAUUGUAACUACUAAUUUUUCACAAGCUAUUCUUUCUAAAAAUUAAUUUUAUGUUUUAGAUAUUACAAAUUGGUUAGAAAUAGUCAAUUGAAACUAUAAAAAUAGUACCCUACUGUGAGAAUCAUGUGUGUCAUGUAUUAAAAACACUUAAUCUUAAAAAUCAUGAUUUUUUACAAAGGAAACUUACUGCUUAGGCGAUGAAAUUUAAUUAUUUCAUAUCAUAACAGUAUUUUGAUAAGGAGGAAAACAAUUUUUUUUUUUUAAAACUAAAAAUUAAAUAAGAAUUGAACAUAAAUUCUCUUGACGUUUUUUGUAUGUCUAAUAAAAAUUUUGAUUUUAUUUAUUUUCUGGCUUAAAAAAAAUGAAACUAAUAGAAAAUAAUCAAAUUAAAUUUUAUGUGCGUUUUGACGCGUCAUUGUCUAUUUUUUUUUAAUUUUUUAUUAUCUUCACCUAGGCUCAUUCUGAGCUUUUUGUGGAUAAUAAUCAAUAUUCAUAAAGUGCCUUUUUACAUUUAUUUUAUUAGACCUCGAAUAGGAACUAUAUCGAGUAUCUACUAGAAUUAAUGGCAAAGUAAAUCUUAGAGUGGGAUAAUAAUUGGAAAUAAUAAUGUGAAAUUUUUUUCUUCUUCUCUUUAUUAUAUUUUAUUUUAUAUUUUUUAGAUUCAUAUAUAUAUUGUAUGAAAUGGCCUUAUUAUAUCGAAUUUUUACAUAUUAUAUUUCUUUAAGAAGAUAAAUUAAGAUCAUUUCACGUAAAUUCAUAUGAAGUCAAAUCAAAUCACUUGCCUGUGAACAGAAAAAAUUAAAAACUUUAAAAUUGUUUAAAUUAAAAUUGUUUUUUUUUUUUUUAUUUAUUUUCUUAUUUCUGACUUAGUUAAUACCCAAUUAUAUUUUUCUGGUCAACAUGGUGUUUUUGUGAUUGUACGUACAUGUUAAAACUAUAUUCGAUACUACAUAAAACAAAUCAUAUUUUUUUUUUGUAUGUAAUAUAUUAAAAUUUAAAAAUAGCCUCAGAAUGAAAAACGAUAAUGUGUUUAUCAUAAGUACAUGUUUUAUCAAACCAAUUAGUUUUGUAAUAAAUACUGUAGGAAUUACUUCGUAAGUUAAGGAAAUACUUUCGGAAGUAAUAAAUGAUGAGGACAAAUAGCAUAUUCAACUAUGAAUAGUUAAUGUUUUUUGUUACUGCCUUUCAAAAAUAUUCAAUAUCCUAUUCUCUACGUCUAACAAUUGAUUGAAUAUUUUUAAUCAAUUAAUGCAUUCCAAAAACCCUUUCUGUUUCGCUUUAAUAAUUUCAAAUAUUUACCUACAUUU